Ustilago hordei is the source of this 1827-nucleotide messenger RNA. RefSeq lists its product as uncharacterized. Gene Ontology annotation, molecular function: oxidoreductase activity, acting on CH-OH group of donors; flavin adenine dinucleotide binding. NCBI's taxonomy places the organism in Eukaryota, Fungi, Basidiomycota, Ustilaginomycetes, Ustilaginales, Ustilaginaceae. Bases 1 to 1827 code for a protein of 608 amino acids. The transcript has a single exon. The record is from RefSeq and is a predicted model, not a curated record.
AUGGCAACCCCCUCAACCGACACCGGCGUCUCAGCCACCUCCUUUACCGAGUUCGACUAUGUCAUCAUAGGCGGAGGCACCGCUGGUCUCACCGUCGCCACCCGUCUCUCUGAAGACCCUUCCAUCACCGUCGGAGUCAUCGAAGCCGGUCUCUGGCGCCCUGACGACCCUAAAAUCAACUAUCCCGCAUUCAUCGGACAAUCCCUCAUGAACCCCGAUUACGAUUGGUGUCUCGAGACUGAACCUGAACAGCACUCCAACGAACGCAAGUACGCUUGGCCCCGAGGCAAAGUUCUCGGCGGCAGUAGCGCUUUGAACUUCCUCGUCUGGCAGCGUGGAUAUAAGGGAGAGUACGACGACAUCGGAAAGCUAGGCAACGAUGGGUGGAGUUGGGACGAUUUCGCACAGUUCGCUAGGAAAAGUGCUACGCUGGAAAAGCCGAGUACGGAGUUGCAGAAGGCGAAUCUUGCCACGUGCGAUGAGGAGUUGCAUGGGAAGGAUGGGCCGGUCAAGACUUCGUACAGCAAGUGGUAUACUGAGGCGCAGAAACCUUGGUUUGACGCACUCAAGUCUCUAGGGCUGGCCAAUGUGCAAGAUGGCUUGGGUGGAAGCAAUAGUGGGUUCUGGGUGAGCCCGGUGACGAUUGAUACGAAGAAGACUGUGCGUUCGUACAGUGCUAAUGCGCACUAUGCUCCGAAUGCAAAUAGGGAGAACUUGAAGGUGAUUACUGGUGCACAUGCGUCCAAGAUCGUCUUUGAUUCCAACUCGGCGGAUGUGGAUCUGGUUGCAACGGGGGUAGAGUUCAUCGUCGAUGGCAAGACGCACACUGUCAAAGCGAAGAAAGAGAUCGUGGUGAGUGGUGGUACCGUCCACAGUCCCCACUUACUCGAGCUAUCUGGUGUCGGUAAGGCCGAGGUGCUCAAGGCUGCAGGUAUCGAGCAGAAGCUAGAGUUGGAUGUGGGAGAGAAUGUGCAAGACCACAUCUACUGCACCAGCUCGUUCAAGCUCAAACCUGGUUUCAUCACCUGGGAUAAGAUGCGACAGGAUGACUUUGCCAAAGCUGCCAUGGAGCAGUAUCAUGGUGAAGGAGAGGAUCGAGGUAUCAUUGCCUCUGCUUUCUCUGGGUUCGCUUAUGUUCCCCUUUCUCAGUACCUCUCCCCCGAAGAAAUCUCCAAGAUCAAAGCCGACGUCUGCAAUGUCGACUGGAGUAAGUACUCCAAAGGUGUCCAAGAGACAGUCAGACUGCAGCUAGCUCGUCUGGAAGACGAGAAAUGUCCAUCCACAGAGCUCAUCUUCGCGCCAGGCUUCUUCUCCACCGCAUCCCCUCCUGUAGACAACCAGGAAUACUACUCUAUCCUCGCUUGUCUCCAACAGCCCUUCUCCCGAGGCAACAUCCACGUCUCCUCCUCCGACCCCACCAAACCGCCCAAGAUCCACGCUAACUACUUCAGCAUAGACGCAGAUCUCGAAAUCCUCUCGAAAGCCGUCAGAUAUUGCCAAACCGUCACCGAUACUUCCCCACUCAAGGAGAUCACAGUUGCUAGACAGGACCCCGACCCGAGCCAGUACAACUCAGAUGAGGACUUUAGAGAGUUCACCAAGGAUCAGUCCGUGACAGAGUAUCAUCCGAUCGGAAGCUGUUCCAUGAUGCCAAGGGAGAAGGGCGGUGUGGUGGAUGCAAGGCUGAAGGUGUACGGGACUAAGAAUGUAAGAGUUGCGGAUGCUUCGGUGGUACCGAUCCAUGUUAGUUCGCAUAUUGUACAGACGGUUUAUGCUAUUGGUGAGAAGGCGGCUCAUAUGAUAAAGGAGGAUGCUAGAAAGGCUUGA